Molecule: messenger RNA, 1932 nt
Organism: Sebastes umbrosus (honeycomb rockfish)
Lineage: Eukaryota; Metazoa; Chordata; Actinopteri; Perciformes; Sebastidae
Gene: dnase1l1
Product: deoxyribonuclease I-like 1
Exons: 9
Coding region: 122-1069 (315 amino acids)
Biological process (GO): DNA catabolic process
Cellular component (GO): nucleus
Molecular function (GO): DNA nuclease activity
Source: RefSeq, a predicted model, not a curated record
ACUUCUUGUGGACUAGAGAAGUCCCUCCCACAGGAACCAGUGGAUAGACCAGCUUCAAGUUUCACCCGAGAGGAGGUGGCAGGAAACAAACAAGUCCUGAACUAACAAGCUGCUCUGUGCCAUGAGGUCCUCUUCCCUCCUCCUACUCUCCUUCCUCGUGGGUUUGUGUGACGUUCAAGGGGCUUCAGAGUUUAGAGUCUGUGCCUUCAACCUCCAACACUUUGGGGAAUCCAAGUCCAAGAAUAGCCAUGUCAUGUAUAUUCUUGCCAAGAUCAUCACUCGCUGUGACGUGUGUUUGCUCCAGGAAGUGAGAGACUCUAAAGAAGUAGCUGUACCACAGCUGCUUAAACGCCUUAACAGCUAUGACACUGAGCAUGAGUAUGAAGCUGUGGCCAGUGAGAGACUGGGCAGGACUACCUACCAGGAGCAGUAUGUGUUUGUUUACAGAACCGGUACAGUGACAGUCACGGGUAAGUAUCAGUACCCCGAUACUCGACCAGGAGAUGUUGAUGCUUUCUCCAGAGAGCCUUUUGUUGUCCGCUUCAAAGCCCCCAAGACAGUUAUAAAGGAGUUUGUCCUCAUACCUCAGCACACCACUCCAACCAACACCACUAAAGAGCUCGAUGCACUGUAUGAUGUUUUGCAAGAUAUGAAGAAGAUGUUUAAAACUGAGAAUGUGAUGCUUCUUGGGGACUUCAACGCCGACUGCGGCUACCUUGCUAAGAAGAACAGGAAGUUUGUGCGCCUGAUCACAGACAAGAACCUCAUCUGGCUCAUUCCAGAAAAGACUGACACCACUGUGCGAGAGUCCACUUCCUGCACCUACGACAGGAUCGUUGUGAACGGGGAACGGUUUGUCAAAGCGAUUGUGCCUUCUUCAGCCAAACCAUUUAACUUCCAAAAGGAAUACAAACUCACAGAGGAAAAGGCGCUGGAGGUGAGUGACCAUUACUCAGUGGAGGUCUUGCUGAAGGAAAUUGCCCCAAGAUCCUCUUUCAAUGGUGGCACUUCCCCUUUCCUGUCUUGGUUUGUCCUCAGCUACGUUGUCUUCCAAAUGUUAAUGUUGUAGUUUAAUAAUAAAAUCUAUGUCGAUUUUUGCCAUCUCGGUCUGAGGACAAUCUCAGGAAGGCUUACUUCACAAACUUUCAUGAUUCCCCAACAUGUGGAGUCCAACUUGCCAAAUAUCACUGAUACCACUCCACAGGCUCUCGAUGUUGGGUUCAGGGUUCGGAAAAACAACGGAAAAUUAUACCACUGUUGACAUUUCCUAUUAUGUACAGUAGUUCUCCAUUUCGCACAUUAAUAUCCGCCUGUGUAUAUGUCUAGGAGGAUGAAUCAAGUUUAAUAAUCUUUGCUUUAUGGCACUGCAGAGAAAAUAGCACGGAUGCUGGUAGAUGUGAAAAUGUUGAUAAGUUGUUUCCUCCAGUAAUCUGUUCACUUGAUGUAGUUAAUUUGCUCCUUCAGUUUAGGAAAUUUGUACCCUUUCAUUAUCCUCUUUACCUGCAUAUGUUAGGUGCUCCAGAAUGCUGAAGCUGAGUUUCUAUAAACUGGAUGACAUCUACAGUAUCAUCAACAUGUUUUAUGGCAAUGUGUUAUUCUGGAAAAUACAUAUCAAAGACAAUGCAACAAUGUCAAAAACCUGAGGUACAUCCAUGUGUCUCAGCCCAAGAUCAAGUGACUCAGCGGGAAUGUCGAAGGGACUAAGAGGCGGUCAGUUUAAGGAAAUUAAUGAAGUAGUUUAAGGUCAUAAAUCAUUUAACUCAGGGAACAAAUUAGGUAAUUCAACAGUACAACUUAUGGCACUGAAAUAAUUACAUGGAGCACAUGAAUUACUAUUGUGAUGGAAAUAAUUUCUUUUGUAAAAUGUUGAUGCCUUUUAUACUAAACUAUACACAUGGAAUGUAAUAUAUAUAAUAAAUUUCAUAAACUCUG